This is a messenger RNA of Magnusiomyces paraingens, 4281 nucleotides long. RefSeq lists its product as uncharacterized. The transcript is spliced from 4 exons. Lineage: Eukaryota; Fungi; Ascomycota; Dipodascomycetes; Dipodascales; Dipodascaceae. Gene Ontology annotation, molecular function: nucleic acid binding. Bases 1 to 4281 code for a protein of 1426 amino acids. Gene Ontology annotation, biological process: DNA integration. The record is from RefSeq and is a predicted model, not a curated record.
AUGACAUAUAUUCCAACAGCUCGCGACGAUGUUGAAACUCUUUGCUCUGUUGCUCGGGCUAUCCAAGACAUAUUUGAUAAUGACGGCGGAAGCAGUGAUUAUUCGCCAGUUGCUUUUCUUCCACCUGCCAACCAAAUCGCCUCUGUGGGUGAAACAAAUCUUCCAAAUGUUCUCGAUUCUGGAAAUGCUACUGGUCACCUUAUCUCAGACAACAGCUACUUUGUGUCGUAUGAGAAAUACAGCAGCCCCAAAACUAUCAGCUCCUAUGGUGGUUCCGACAUCGUGUUAGAAGGGGAAGGUAAAAUUGCUGUUGUAUUAAAAGGUGACGGUGGCACCAAUAUUUGCCAUAUUGCUGACGCACUUUAUUUUCCUGCUGGGUCUAGCAAUUUGUUUUCUGAUUCUGUCUGGCGCACGCACGAUGUUUCUUUUCAUACGGUCCCAAGUGGGGAUUGUCUGGCCUAUUUUGGUGAGGAAAAGGUUGGUAGGGUUGGCGGUGCCAGAGAUGCCAAGUCUCACAUUUGUGCCAACAUUGUUCCGGUAAAGUUUACUAGGAAUAUCGUACCUCCAACUGGAUCUUUCAAGUUCUCAGGAAAUUCAAUUGACUGGGAUCAGAUUUUCAGACAAGGACCAGAAGCUAUGAGGAAGGUUGAUAAAUCAGCUCUCGCUGUUGGAAAGGGACUUCCUGUCCUUUCACCGUCUCUCAAAUUUAUUGCAAAGGAGGCCGUGUUGAAUUCGCAGGCACUUGACUGUCAUGUUCGUUUUGCUCAUUGCUCUUUGACUUCGGUGAAACAUUUAGCCAAGCUUGCUGAUCCUCCCUUUGAGGUGACCAAGCGUGACGAAGAAUUGAUCAAGGACUGUGUCAUAUGUGGCACGUCAAGAAGCAUUAAGCGGUUCACUUCUCCGGAUAAGCAUAUAGCUUCUGAAUCCACGGCUCCGUUAGCCCAGAUUCAUGCUGAUCUCGUCGGUCCCAUAGGUCCUGCCUCUUCAGGGGCCAGGUACAUGCUGAAUAUCAUUGAUGCAUUUUCUGGUUACAUCUAUGCUUUUGCUCUGGAAUCUAAGGAUGAAGCUCCUGGGAAACUUAUCCAGUUCUUUAAGCAGUUUGUGCCCAAAGCUGCUCGCCGUGCUGUUGACGGCAAGGCCACCAAGCUUAUUACUGACAAUGGUGGUGAAUUUAUCUCUGGGACACUUGGAAAAUUUUUAGCAGACUGGGGCGUCAUUCAUAUUUUAACUGCUCCUGAUGAACACCAACAAAAUGGGAAAAUUGAGCGUGCCCACCGCACACUGCGUGAGAUAUCUACUAGAGCCUUGAUGCAGUCGACACUCUGGGCCAAUAUCUACUGGGACUCUGCCUGGCUCUACGCUGUGCAGGUAUAUAAUUUCUCCAUAGUUAAUAAAGCCGGUAUCUCACCUUAUGAAGCCUUUACGGGCAGAAAACCACCUAUAGCACUAGUGCACACAUUUGGCUGCCUAGUUUUUGUCAUUAAAUCUGAGUCUCAGAAACUCAAAGGGACCCUUCAGCCUCGGGGCGAGCCUGCUCUGUAUUUGGUCUUCUCCGCUAUGUCUAAUCACGGAAACACUACAGGAGUCAAUGAAGGACCCUCAUCCUUCGAGUCAGCCAGCACUGGAAGUUCUGUUGCCCACUCAACAUCUGAGACCCAUUCAAAGAACAACGCCAGCUCUUAUGAGACAUUCGCCGAUCUCCCUGUUCAUCGUCAAAUUGAUCUCGCUGACCGUUCUGGAUUUACCGUUAGACAAUUAACCAUUGCCAACAUACCAUCCUCCCCCAUCUCAAAAGUUACAUCACCAACCUCCUCUGCUGUGACGUCUCCCACAUUAGAAAGUUCUUCUUCUCGUCGUGAUCACCAAACCACUCCUCCCUCGUCAUCGAAUCGCAUGCUGUCGAUAGCACAACGCAAUAUCUUACGCAGUGCAGCUGAGGCCAUCUCAAGAAUCGACUUAGGAGCUUUAAGAAAUCUGCGAAAAAGAAAUCGCUCUACAAGCCCAACCACUACAGCAUCGGGCUUACUUUGGGGCUCUCGCUCUUCCGACCGGCACAGUGACAAACUGAAACUCUCGAACUCUGAGUCAGCUUUGGACUCGGAAUCUAGGUCACUGCUGCAUGGUCUGCCAGCUCGUGAGGGUUCAACACUGAGAGCCCCACACGGCCACCUCCAGGGUACACCGGAUCUUAGAUUCAACCCCACUCCCGAUGCAGUUCCCUUUCUUUCUCACACUCACUCGGCAACACACAAUGUCCCUGCUACGUCAGCAUCAGUAGAUGAGGACUCAGUCGUUAGCACUGACUCGCAGUCCCACUCUCCCGCCUCCACAACCGAAGCUGAUGUUGAGGCUACAAGCGAUGAAAUCUCAAUUGCAGCACCCUACAAUUCUGACUCUCAGGGCUCAUCAGAACACUUAGCUGACGGCAUUGACUUCUUACAUGAAACUUUUGUUUCUUCGCCUGCUGAUGAUGAAAUUAUUUUUGUUGAUGAAUCGGCAAGCCCAUCAGGAGAUCCGUCUGCCGGGGCUGUCGACGAUGUCAUUGGCAUUGGCUGCAUCUACUCGAACUCUGAAGAACCAACUGUGAAAGCCCGCAUGGCGUCUGGAAGACUUGACACACUCAACGCUAUUAACAUUAAGCUUCCAAUUUUGAGGAAUGACAUCAAAGUGUUAGAAUCUAGCAAACCAGGUCUCUGCUUUACGGCUCCUGAUGUGGAGAAUGUUAGAGCUCUUAUCAGCGACAGAGAUUGGGCAGAUCUUAAGGACCGUCCUGCCUUCAUUCGAUUUCCGAAUGUGGGAGUGGCGCUGCUCGACCCUGGCAAGAAGCUAAAAAGGGACCCACGGUCACUUGCGGAAGCCAACAACAGAGAAGAUAAGCGCUUCUGGUUCGAUGCGGCCUAUUCGGAAUUUGCUGCCAUUGAUGGCAAUCAUGUAUACCAAGUUGUGCCCCUCCCGGCGGGUCGCAAAGCACUUGGCACCAAAUGGGUGCUGAAGAAGAAACUCAACACGGAUGGUUCAAUUGACAAGUACAAGGCUCGUCUUGUUGUUCAGGGGUUUCGUCAAAAACUUAUAUGGACUGAAGCAAGCCCCUCUGUGUUGGAACAAAAGCUUGUUGACAAGUUGGAAGCUCUAGGUUACAAAGCUGCCAAGAAAGAACCCUGUCUCUUUUACAAGAUUAAUGGCAAAGACUUCAGUAUUAUAGGUCUUUAUGUUGACGACAUCUUAACGGCGUCAAACGUACCGGGAGAAUUCGAGCGGUUUUUCAAGGGCCUAUCUGGUUACUUUGCCAUCAAAGAUGAAGGUGGUGUUAACAAAUUCUUGGGAAUCAGAGUCCAAGACUCCGACAGGACGAUAUCUCUGGAUCUGGAACACUAUAUUGCUGACAUGAUUGAGGUUUUCAAAUUGGGUGAUCAAACAGCUAAGUCGAUACCGUUGCCCAAGAAACAUGGCCUUGAUUUUCCCAGGGGCCUCGAUGCUCGUCCAGCUAACCAAUCGCUAUAUCGCAGCAUUCUUGGCAAGCUACAGUUUGCUGCUCAGACGGCUCGUCCAGACAUUGCCUAUGCUACAGGCAAGCUUGCUCAGUAUUCGAGUGACCCUAGAGCCAUUCAUAUGGAUAGAGCUUAUCAUGUUCUGAGCUACCUCAAAGGCACCAAGGACCUGGCAAUUGUCUAUCACAAAAAUGUACCAGGGGCCUCUCCGCGGCUUCUGAGAGGCUGGUCAGAUGCCGAUUGGGCAAACGAUCCUGACAGGAAGUCUAUCUCAGGCUUUGCAUUCUCUCACGGUCCUUCAACCUUCUCUUGGAAGUCGGCCAAACAGAAGCUGACAGCAACUUCCACAACCGAGGCUGAGCUGAUUGCCGCUUUUUCUGCCACGUGUGAGGCAGUUUACUUCCGAGAUCUUUUGGAAGAACUUGGUGAAUCUCAACCAACGACUGUCAUCAUGGAGGACAACAAAGGUGUCCUGGAUCUCAUGAAGGACAGCAAACAUCACGAGCGGACUAAACAUAUUGAUACCAAGUACAUGCGCACCAGAGACCAUGUCAAAGCCGGCGAUACCCGUCUUGAAGCUGUUGCUUCAGCAGAUAAUGUGGCAGACAUUUUUACCAAAGCUCUGGCUAAGCCGCAGUUUUUAUAUUUGAGGAAUCUUCUGGGUAUGAGUACCCGUCCUCAAGUUGAGGGGGGAAAUGGACUUGAUGCAGUGCUCGUCUCGUCAAAUAAUACCUCCAUCGUUACACCGCAGUCAUUUUUUGAAGACUCGACGACGCAAAGAUCAAGAGAUUGA